GUACACAAACCCCAAAACCCUUCCCUUCUAUUUUUGCUCCCUCCUUUUAACCCCCUCAUUCUUUCCAUUUCUCUCUAUUCAACUCUCUCUCUCUCUCUCUCUCUCUCUCAAACACACAAGCUUGCUUGCUUUCUGACGGCCUAAAGACACAGACUUUGUUCUUCUUCUUUAUUUACAAACCCCAAAAAAUCACAACUUUUGGCCAUGGCUGAGGAAACCCAGAAGGCAGCUACACCAGAAGCACAACCAUCGGCCACGACAACAGAGGAAGUUGUGGUGGCGGAGGAGAAGCCUGCUGUGAUCGAGAAAGAAACACCAGCACCUGUUCCUGAACCAGAGCCUGUGGCGCCAGAAAAGCCAGCAGUGGUUGAAGACGCUGUUGCCGUCGUUGAAGGUGCUGUUGAAGAGGAGAAACCAAAGGAGGAAACGACAGGGGAGGUGAAAAUAACACAAUCUGUUUCUUUUAAGGAAGAGACCAAUGUUGUUGGUGAACUACCCGAGGCUCAAAAAAAGGCUCUUGAUGAUUUGAAACAACUCAUUCAAGAGGCUCUUAAUAAGCACGAGUUCACCACACCACCAUCACCACCAGCAGCAGCAGCCAAGGAGGAGGAGAAGCCAGCUGAGACUGAGAAGGUAGAAGUCAAGGAGGCGGAGAAAACUGAGGCUCCUUCUACUAGCGAAGAGCCCAAAACUGAAGAGGAGCCUAAAGCUACUGAGGCUUCCACUCCACCUCCACCACCACCGGCGGUGGAGGAGAAGGUUGAGGUGAAAGAGGAAAAAGUGGAAGAGAAGGUAGAAGUAAAAGAAGAAGAAAAGAAGGCCGAGCCAUCCGCUGCGGCGGAGACGGUGGUCGUUUCUGCUACAGAGGUGGAGAAGGUAGCUGCUGUGGAUGAGGAUGGAGCCAAGACAGUUGAGGCAAUUGAGGAGACAAUAGUAUCUGUCUCUGCCCCUGCAACGGAAGAGGCUGCCCCAGCUGCAGAACCCGAGGCAGCUCCUGCAGAGGGGGAGCCUAAAAAAGAAGAGGAAGCGACCCCAGAUGUUCCUCCGCCCACCCCGGAGGAAGUUUUCAUCUGGGGAAUCCCCCUUCUUGGCGAUGAGAGGAGUGAUGUGAUCCUCUUGAAGUUCUUGAGAGCUAGAGAUUUUAAAGUGAAGGAUGCGUUUACUAUGAUCAAGAACACUGUCAAGUGGAGGAAGGAAUUUGGAAUUGAUGCUCUUCUUGAAGAAGACCUUGGAACUGAAUUGGAAAAAGUGGUCUUUACCCAUGGAGUUGAUAAAGAAGGUCACCCUGUGUGUUACAAUGCUUAUGGUGCUUUCCAGGAUAAGGAGCUUUAUCAGAAUUGUUUUGCUGAUGAAGAGAAGAGGGCGAAAUUCCUGAAAUGGAGGAUUCAGUUCCUGGAGAAGAGUAUCAGGAAGUUAGACUUUAGUCCCAGUGGUAUUUGCACCAUUGUUCAGGUCAGUGAUCUCAAGAAUUCCCCUGGACCUGCCAAGACUGGACUCAGGCAAGCCACCAACCAGGCGCUUAGUUUGCUACAAGAUAAUUAUCCUGAAUUUGUGGCAAAAAAUGUGUUCAUAAAUGUUCCAUGGUGGUACCUAACAUUCAGUAAGAUGAUCAGUCCUUUCCUGACACAAAGGACAAAGAGCAAGUUUGUAUUUGCUGGUCCAUCCAAAUCUGCUGAAACACUUUUCAAAUACAUAGCUCCUGAAGAUGUGCCAGUUCAGUAUGGUGGACUGAGCAGGGAUGGUGAAUUCACAGUUGCUGACUCUGUCACAGAUGUUACUAUUAAGCCAACAUCAAAGCACACUGUUGAAUUCCCAGUUUCUGAGGCAUGUAUUCUUGCUUGGGAGCUUCGAGUUUUGGGUUGGGACGUUAGCUAUGAAGCUGAAUUCAUGCCUAGCGCUGAGGAUGGUUACACUGUUAUCGUAUCAAAGACUAGGAAGGUUACCUCAACCGACGAGCCUGUGAUCUCAGACACAUUCAAAAUUGGUGAACCUGGCAAGGUUGUGCUUACCAUUGAUAACCAAACCUCCAAGAAGAAGAAGCUCCUCUAUAGAUCGAAGACCAAACCCAUUUCUGAAUGAGCUUCAAGGAUCAGUGCCAUCGUGGAGUUUUUCAACUUCCAAUCAUUUAGAAGACAUGGAUGGCAUGCAAGGAGUCCUUGAUCUUAAUGCAUGAACACCAGGGUGGAGUUUGGUUUUUGUUUAAUUUUUUGUUCUUAUAAAGUCUGGGGCAUUUAUUUAUAUAUUUCAUUAUACAUUAGUUUUUUGGGGGUGGGUUUUCUUGUUUGGUGUUGAAUUGGAGAUAAAAAUUUACUGGUAACGACAGUCUGGGAUAUCAUGGAUUGACAGACAGAUUUGAGGUUAAAGCAUGGAGAACAUGAAAAUGUGUCUGCCAAGGUGGAAAGAAUAUCAUCUGUUAUCAUUCUUGCUACUCUUACCUGUAAAAUUUGUGUAAAUGUGAUGGUGUAUAACUUCCUAAUACAUGUCUUUGAUAAAUUCAUAGCA
Molecule: messenger RNA, 2502 nt
Organism: Populus trichocarpa (black cottonwood)
Lineage: Eukaryota; Viridiplantae; Streptophyta; Magnoliopsida; Malpighiales; Salicaceae
Product: patellin-3
Exons: 4
Coding region: 205-2079 (624 amino acids)
Molecular function (GO): lipid binding
Source: RefSeq, a predicted model, not a curated record